AUGUCGAACGUCGGCGACAUCAUCUCCGAGGAUGCGGACACGCGGACGCUGGCGCCCGAAGCUGUUGCAUCCCAAGUGCUUCUUAUGGCGGUCAUCUCUGCCGGAACCAUCAUUGCGUUUAAUAUUUUACGACCAAAGAACAAGAUUGUCUACGAACCCAAAGUCAAGUAUCACGUCGGAGACAAAAAGCCACCUCGGAUAUCCAGCUCCAUUUUAGGCUGGAUAUCUCCUCUCGCCAGGACCAAGGAGGCUGAACUCGUAGACAAGAUCGGUCUCGACGCGUCGGCCUUUCUUCGCUUUCUCCGCAUGAUGCGGUGGAUCUACACAGGCGUCGCCGCGGUGACCUGCGCGGUGCUCAUCCCCGUCAACGUGACCUACAAUUUGAAGAAUAUCGACUCGAAAGACAGGACCUUGCUCUCGUUACUCACCAUCCGUGAUGUCAGUGGAAAUAUCUUGUUCGUCCACGUGGGUGCCGUAUACAUGGUUACGAUGGUCGUCCUCAUCGGCAUCUGGUACAACUGGCGCGCGAUGGUGCGGCUCCGGCGCCAAUGGUUCCGCUCGCCAGAGUAUACCCAGUCGUUCUACGCCCGCACCCUCGCCGUCACCAAAGUCCCGAAGAAGUACCAGUCCGACGAGGGCAUUCGCGCGGUCUUCGAGACUGUGCAAGUGCCCUAUCCGACCACCUCGGUGCACAUCGGUCGCCGUGUGGGAAAGCUCCCGGAGUUGAUCGAGUAUCACAACGAGACCGUGCGCGAGCUGGAGAAGGUCCUGGUUCGGUACCUCAAGGGCGGCAAGAUCGCCAAGGAGCGCCCUACCAUUCGCAUCGGUGGCUUCAUGGGCAUCGGUGGCACCAAAAAGGACGCGAUCGAUUUUUACACGGCGAAGCUCAAGCGGAUGGAGCAGUCUGUGGAAGACUACCGGAAUCAGAUAGACACCCGCAAGCCUGAGAGCUAUGGGUUUGCUUCCAUGGCUGCCGUCCCUUACGCGCACGUCGUGGCACAGCUGCUCCAACGGAAGCACCCCAAGGGGACCACCAUCAUGCUUGCUCCGAACCCCAAAGACAUCAUUUGGGAGAAUUUGAACAAGUCCGAUGGAGAGAUCCUGCGCAAGAAGACCAUGGGCUGGAUUUGGCUCGUCGUCGUCUGCUUCUUCAAUACCGUCCCUCUUUUCGUCAUCUCCAUCCUGGCCAACUUGUCGUCGCUCACCAGUUUCGUGCCGUUCCUCCAAAAUUGGUCCGACUCAUCGCCGAGGUCGUUCAAUAUCGUCUCUGGUGUCCUGCCUCCGGCUGUGUCAGCAAUUUUCGGAUUCUUCUUGCCCAUCACAAUGCGGUGGCUGUCUCAGUACCAGGGCGCGACGACACAUUCGCGCUUGGACCGCGCAGUACUCGCAAGAUAUUUCGCGUUCUUGGUCAUCUCACAGCUGAUCAUCUUCACGUUGAUCGGUGUCAUCUUCAAUUCCGUCAAGGAAGUUAUUGAUCAGAUUGGGCAGCACAAGAGCUUCCAAGAGAUCGUGGAUAACCUGAAUAAGCUUCCGGCAACCAUCAACAGGACGUAUAUUGAUCAGUCUUCAUACUGGCUCACAUUCUUCCCCCUGAGAGGUUUCCUCGCCGUUUUUGAUCUCGCUCAGAUCAUUAACCUUGUCUUGAUCUUCUUUAAGACACACUUGUUCGGCCGGACUCCCAGGGACAUCAGAGAAUGGACCCAGCCGCCUGAAUUCCAGUACUCUAUUUAUUACUCUAAUAUUCUGUUCAUGGGCACAGUGGGACUGGUGUUCGCGCCCCUUGCGCCUUUGGUCGCUGUAGCUGCGGCGAUCGUCUUCUGGAUCAGUUCUUGGGUUUACAAAUAUCAGUUGAUGUUUGUGUUCGUCUCGAAGGUGGAGACUGGUGGGCGUCUGUGGAACCCCGUCAUCAAUAGGUUACUGGUGUCGCUUCUCCUCAUGCAGGCGCUGAUGGUUCUCACGAUCGGUCUGCAAUAUGGCUGGACGUCGUUUGCGUGGGUCGCGACUGUACCGCCAAUCAUCAUUGUCAUGCUUUUCAAGGUAUACACCAACCGCGUGUUCGAUCGGCCGUUCCGGUACUACGUGCCGACAGAGGAUGAGUUGCGUCAGGCGAAGGUGCACUCGCAACGAGCGGACAUGAGCGGCAACCGCUUGGAGAAACGGUUCGGGCACCCCGCUCUGCACGCAGAGCUGUUCACGCCAAUGCUGCAUGCCAAGAUGAUGCCGCUGCUGUCGGAGGUGUACAAGGGCAAGAUUAGCCACGGACAAGCAAAGGUGGAGGAAUAUGGGGGACAGUCACUUCAGGCGCAGGUUAUUCCUGGGGGCAUCAGAAUUGCUGCUGUCGAUCAAAACAACCUCGAGUACGAUCCUGCGCUCUACCAGCGCGAUCGCGGAGAGCUGGAUUGGGACGCUCGCUCCAUGUCGACGACGAUGAUGAUGUCGGACAAUGCGUCGAUCUAUCCUUCGAAGGUUCCUAUGUACGAGGGUGGACGGGCAUCCCCUGUGCCUACCCUUGUCCCAGGCUACGACCGCUACCUCUCGCGCGGGCCGCAGCAGAGCGAGAUCGAGCUCUCGCGUCUCGACCUGAACUACAACGAUCAGCAACCGCUCCUCCCGCCAGGGCAGAGCACGGUGUCUCUGCCUGGUUACGCCUCGCCGCCGCAGGCAAUGUAUCAGUCGCCCGCGCAACAGUAUCCGCCAGCGCAGCCCGCCGCAUACAAUGGGGCUGGGCUUGUAGUGGGUGAUGGCUUCCGCGAGGCGCCUAUUCAUCGGCCGUACCCUUCACAGCAGGGAUCUUAUGCGUCACAGCAGAGGCCAUACCCACCCUCACAGAAUGGGUCGUCGGGUUCAUGGGCGCAGCCGCCACCAACCGAACAGGGCGAGGUAAAUAUGGCGGGUCGGGGAACGUUUAGACGUUGAUGACUCGAUACGAGGCGGCGUAGGCUCGUUUUAAUUGUGUUUAAUCUGUAUUGCUUAUAGUUUUAGUCGGUUCGCCGCUGCCGCCGCCGCUCCUCCCACACCCUCCACAUGACGCGGCGCUGCAUUCCUCCCUCAUCAUUGUCACCACUACCACCCCACCACCGCAUAUGUCAUCACCAUCGCCAUCACUGCCCUGAUCGUCAUCGCAUCUCUUCCUAUCUGGUCUAUCUGGUUCACGGUAUACAUGGACGUUGUCGGUUACUCUUACUUAGGCUUUAGAGGUUCACACUUUCAGGGUGAGAAAGGCUCGCGCGCCCAUUGCUUAUCAUACGCUGUCGAGCGUACCUGUCGGAAGGGUUCCGAAUCUCGAUGGACUCGACUCGCUCGACUCACAACUUCGCACUGUCCUACGAUCUUUUUUUUUUAUUGUGGCAACUGGUCCCCGAGGGACCUAGGUGGAACGGAUUGUGGGGCGAUCGUGGUGACCGCGGUGUCGCUCGCCUGCGUUUCGUUUUUGUGUCGUUUUAGCACCAGCACGGACUCGCUUCGUCUAGUCGGUAUACUCACUAUCUGCUGUUAUCUUGUCCUUGUCGUGAAGCGGAUCCUUGAACGUAUGUAGGGUGAGCGCUGGCUGUACGAGUACUUUUGUACCGUGCUGCAUUCUUGCGAGGAUCGUUGGGUCUGUCUGCCACCGGGAUCGCUACGAGCGUGUAAGCCUCCUCUGGUGGAUCGGG
Heterobasidion irregulare TC 32-1 is the source of this 3650-nucleotide messenger RNA. RefSeq lists its product as uncharacterized. The record is from RefSeq and is a predicted model, not a curated record. Gene Ontology annotation, molecular function: calcium-activated cation channel activity. Bases 1 to 2916 code for a protein of 971 amino acids. Gene Ontology annotation, cellular component: plasma membrane. NCBI's taxonomy places the organism in Eukaryota, Fungi, Basidiomycota, Agaricomycetes, Russulales, Bondarzewiaceae. The transcript is spliced from 15 exons.